Molecule: messenger RNA, 708 nt
Organism: Desarmillaria tabescens
Lineage: Eukaryota; Fungi; Basidiomycota; Agaricomycetes; Agaricales; Physalacriaceae
Exons: 4
Coding region: 39-620 (193 amino acids)
Source: RefSeq, a predicted model, not a curated record
CUCUAGUCCGGUCCUCGAUUCUUGGACACGUUUAAUUGAUGCCGCUACAGAAAACCAGGCUCUCAAGGAAGAAUACUAUUGUCUCCAACAGGUUCUGUGUAUCCAUCUCCAGGUAUAGUCUUUACUAUCUUUUCGUCUGGCUUUUGUCGAUGCAUCGAUAUUUUCGAUGCCCUGAUCCCCAAAUCCUUCCAAAAACUGCGAAACGAUGUGGGGGAUGCAAACUAUUUUGUGAAGGGAGGACAUUAGACAGGAAAGACGGAUACCCCUGCGCGAUUUCCAUGUUAGAACGCAGUUUCGCCGACUGGAUCGUGGGACUCGAUUUUGCAUCAUUUUUGGAGGAGACCGCAGAUCGGCGGGCGGAACUUGAGAGGAAACGCACAGUGGGACAGACAUAUCCUAUCUUCAUAGAGCUCGAUUAUACCGCUUAUCCUCCCACGGUCACUGAAGUGCUUCUAGGUGAUGAUGCGCUUACCACAGAGCGUGAAUUAACCCAUGAUCCUGAGGCGACGCGGAAAUUCAAGAGCAGAAAUGGGAAACUUGAUGAAGUAUUCUUCUUUGCUGCGCUACCCGGCGGGAAACAUAUGAAUGAGAGAGUGUAUGCUGCUGUUGAUUUGGACUAGAUGACAUUUUCCAUUCAGAACGGAGACGAAUGGUGCCCAAUGUGGAUUAAGGUGCAUGAAGAAAACAAGUCAGAACAUUCUUUUUAUA